UUAUUUUUACACGCAAAAAAAAUAAAAAAUUCGCAUUCGUCGGCUAAAAUCAUAGUCCAUGGUCCGAAAGUCCCAGAGACCGGAGUAAGUGGUCCGUACUCAACCUCCUCUACAAAUCCAUUAACCAUGAGAUCUGGGGACUCGCAAUAGACGCUGUUUGACCCCCACGCUUAUCUCACCCUCCAUUUUCCUCCUAAUAUUCGUCAACUGAAAAUUUGUGUCUGACCCUCUACAAGAUUUACCGGAGCUUUCCUCAGAUUUGGUCCACCUUUUGCAUUGACUGUCCGAAAACCAGCACAGAUUUUAACCUCUGGUUCCGUGGGAGUUCAGAGCAGUCGAACGACUCAGAUCAGAUGGCGGAUGGGACUGGUAAUUCGCAUUACGUUAAGCUGACCAAAGAUCAAGCGCCUGUGGAAGAUAUUAGGCCUGGAGAGCUUAAUCAGCCCAUUGAAGUCCCUCAGUUGAAUGUGCGCAAGUGCAAUGAAUGUGGGCAGCCUCUCCCUGAAAGCUUUGAACCUCCUGCUGAUGAACCUUGGACAACUGGGAUCUUUGGCUGUUCUGAAGAUAGAGAUAGUUGCUUGACAGGACUAUUCUGUCCAUGUGUUUUAUUUGGCCGUAAUGUUGAAAGCUUAAGAGAAGAUACCCCUUGGACUACACCUUGCAUGUGCCAUGCAGUUUGCAUUGAAGGUGGCAUGGCUGUGGCAGCAGCAACUGCGAUCAUCCAUGGUGUUGACCCGAGGACUUCAUUUCUCAUCUGUGAGGGACUAUUGUUUGCUUGGUGGAUGUGUGGCAUUUACACAGGUCUUGUUCGGCAGUCAUUGCAAAAGAAAUAUCAUCUGAAGCCUUCUGUCAGUUACUGGACGUGGAACUCGCCGUGUGAUCCAUGCUUGGUGCACUGCUGCUUGCACUGGUGUGCUCUGUGUCAGGAGCACAGGGAGAUGAAGGGGCGGCUCGCAGAAAAUGUUGUGAUGCCGAUGACGAUCGUGAACCCUCCCCCUGCUCAAGAGAUGAAGUCCGGUGAUGACCACCAGCCUUCUGCGCCAUCCUCUGCUAACAACAACAGCGAGCAUACAGAUUUGGAAAUGCAGCCAUUGUAGUGGCCUUCUAUUCCAUGUGUUAGCGUAGGUUUACUCAUUAUUGUAAAAAGUAUUGGAACCACAUACUCGAGCUAUUAUAGAUUAUUAUAUCUAUACCUUGUCACUCUAGAGAGAUAGACAGCGAGAUACAAAGAAUUUAAACCGUCGACUUUCUGAACCAUACAUGUUGAAAAGCUUCUCGCUUUUGGUGGUUGUUGAUUUGGCAUUGCGUUUGGUGGUUAUUGAUUUGGCAUUUAGUUUAUUUGAAUCAUUAUGAAACGUGCUUUUAUAA
Messenger RNA from Ziziphus jujuba (common jujube), 1368 nucleotides. Its product is annotated as cell number regulator 6. NCBI's taxonomy places the organism in Eukaryota, Viridiplantae, Streptophyta, Magnoliopsida, Rosales, Rhamnaceae. The record is from RefSeq and is a predicted model, not a curated record. The transcript has 6 exons. Bases 354 to 1097 code for a protein of 247 amino acids.